Penicillium vulpinum is the source of this 2871-nucleotide messenger RNA. It is a transcript of the gene farA, whose product is annotated as CeGAL family transcription factor. The transcript has 6 exons. Gene Ontology annotation, molecular function: DNA-binding transcription factor activity, RNA polymerase II-specific; DNA binding; zinc ion binding. Bases 1 to 2871 code for a protein of 956 amino acids. Lineage: Eukaryota; Fungi; Ascomycota; Eurotiomycetes; Eurotiales; Aspergillaceae. Gene Ontology annotation, biological process: DNA-templated transcription; regulation of DNA-templated transcription. The record is from RefSeq and is a predicted model, not a curated record.
AUGAGUACCACCGAAUUCAACGCCGACCAGCUAUCGGACAACCAUCCUAGCCCAGUUCCGAGCAAUGCGGGCUCGACGGGGACUUCGGGAAUUACGGUGCGCAAUGGUCCACAAGGCCAACCGCUGAGUUUCAGAAGACAACGUGCAUCACGCGCGUGCGAGACAUGCCAUGCCCGCAAAGUUCGAUGUGAUGCAGCCAGUCUUGGGGUGCCUUGCACCAAUUGUGUCGCUUUCUCUAUCGAAUGCAAGAUCCCCUCCCCGAAAAGAAAGAAGAACAAUCAGAACAAGAACAAAGAAGAUACUCAGUAUGACGACAGUCCACCGCAAACCGCCUCCUCGAUCGUCGACGCUGCGGCUGCUCAUUUCCGACCCACGACCACCGAGGAGCCAACCGACUCGGUAUCUGACUCUAUCCCUGCGUCUAGGGAAAAGGAGAAAAGUUCAGACUCGGAUGAAAAGAAUGAUGCCUUUGGAUACCGUAACAACCGUAUGGGUGUCGACGGCAUGCCCAAUACUGCCCUUUCCGAGGCCGAGGCCGCCCAACAAGCUUCGGCCCAUAAUGCCUAUGCUCAAUUCAUGAAGCCCAAGUUUGCCCGUGCUCCGAUAAAAGAGGCUGGUCGGGUGGCAUAUUUGGGCGAGUCGUCCAAUCUUUCUCUUCUGGUUCAAGACCGCCAUGGAACAACAGAUGUCGUGCACUACCCGCUCCCACCGAAUAUUAGAGGCUCCCGCGCCCGGUUGACGGACCUGGACAACUUGGAAAUUGAUAUACUGCAUCAGCGGGGCGCAUUCCUGCUCCCACCCAAGCCGCUGUGUGAUGAGUUGGUCGACGCCUACUUCAAAUGGGUGGCCCCCGUCGUGCCGAUUAUUAACAAGAGUCGCUUCAUGCGUCACUACCGUGACCCCAAGAACCCGCCAUCGUUGCUACUACUGCAGGCGAUUCUGCUGGCAGGAUCGAGAGUCUGCACUAAUCAGCAACUUAUGGAUGCUAAUGGCUCGACAACCCCUGCGGCUAUGACCUUUUAUAAGCGUGCUAAGGCGCUGUAUGAUGCUAACUAUGAGGAUGACCGUGUCACUAUCGUGCAAGCAUUGGUUCUUUUGGGUUGGUACUGGGAGGGACCGGAAGACGUCACCAAGAAUGUCUUCUACUGGACACGCGUCGCUAUGGUUGUAGCUCAGGGCUCUGGAAUGCACCGCAGCGUCGAAAUGUCUCAGCUUAACAAACCAGACAAGAGGUUGUGGAAGAGAAUCUGGUGGACCCUGUUCACCCGGGAUCGCUCUGUCGCUGUUGCACUGGGACGACCGAUUGGAAUCAAUACAGAUGACUCGGAUGUUGAGAUGUUGACGGAGGAUGAUUUCAUCGAGGAUGAGCUCGACAUUGUCGCCGAGUACCCAUCAGACCCUGUUCAUGUCCAGUUCUUCCUGCAGUAUGUCAAGCUGUGCGAAAUUAUGGGCUUGGUUCUGUCGCAGCAAUACUCUGUGGCUUCCAAGUCACGGCGUAUGAAUGCAAUGGAUCUCACCCACUCGGAUAUGGCGCUCGCCGAUUGGUUGCAGAACUGUCCUAAAGAAGUAUGCUGGCAACGCUCUAGGCAUCAUUUCUGGGCGGCUCUCUUGCACUCUAAUUACUACACUACGCUGUGUCUUCUUCACAGGGCUCACAUGCCGCCUGCCUCAUCCGCGCCCAAUAACUACAGGGUCGAAGAAAUGGCUUAUCCAUCACGAACAAUUGCCUUUCAAGCUGCAGGCAUGAUUACUUCUAUUGUUGAGAACCUACAGGCGCACGGAGAGAUCCGGUACACGCCUGCCUUCAUUGUCUACAGUUUAUUCUCAGCCUUAAUUAUGCACGUGUACCAAAUGCGUUCCUCGGUUCCUUCGAUCGUGGCCACCUGCCAGGAAAGAAUCAACGUCUGCAUGCUAGCCCUAAAGGAUGUAUCAAAGGUCUGGCUGGUGGCGAAGAUGGUGAACACCCUAUUCGAAUCUAUCCUCGGAAAUAAAGUACUGGAAGAACGACUCCAGAAGGCUGCAGGCCGAAGACAUCAGCGCACGCGGCAUGGAGAAUCCUCCUCCUCUAAGAGACACGACCCACCGAAACGCAAAUUCGACGAUAUGGACCUCGGCAUGCCAAAUGGCGGGCCUACACCCCCCGUGUCAUACGAGCGCUCCCGGCCCCAGACACCCGCUGUCACCCCCUCUCGGGAACUGAACCAACCUCCUCUCGGUGGCCAACAAUCACCAAACACCCAUCGCGCUCACGAUCCAAUAACAGGCACGGGUAAUUCCCGAGCCAACACCAGGCCUACAACUCCGUUCAACGGCCAAUUCUCUCUACCUGCCACACCCCCCGACUUCUUCCUAGUAACCCGCGCCUCGCCCAAUCUCUCCCCCUCCCUCUGGGAGAACUUCCAGCCCGACCAACUCUUCCCAGACGGUACCGCCUUCUUUCCGGAGCUGACAUCACCACCCCAGCCCGCUGCAGUCGACCCAUCCCUCCAGAUCCCUUCACAAAUGCCCCCUGGCAUGACUCCGCGCCCCAAUCCCAUGAUGAACAACCAGCCGCAGCCCGUCUCAAGCCGUAGCAUGUCUGUCUCUCAUGGUAGUCCGCCGGUGAUGUCGGGACUGCCGAGCGCGAUGGGAAUGCAUCCCAACCCGCCGCAACAGAUAUUCGGCAUAGAGGGCCAGCAUCAGCAGGCCUGGCCACCCAUGCAUGGUCUCGACGGCACUAUGAGUGGAGCCGCGAUGGACGCUGCUAGCCAGGACAAUGAUACCUGGAGUAGUAGUUCCCGCAGCGGGCCAACCGCGCCAACGACACUGAAUGUCGAGGACUGGUUCCAAUUCUUCGGCAUCAACGGCGGUUUUGGCGAUCUGGCGGCAUAA